AUGGACGGGCCGAAAGGCGGCCUAGAAUUGGGCGUGCGGAGACGGAAGAAGCAAGUGGAGAUUCCGAGGAAUCAGGAUGGACUCUAUCAACCAUACAUUAAGGAUGGGAAGAAGAUCACGGAAAUUGCCAGGUUCAAUCCGGUCGAAGUGUUCUUCGCCGGCUUCAUCCCCCCGGUCGUCGGUUCGGUUUCAGCCAUCGCAAUUGCGCUCAUAUUCCACAAUGACGAGAUUUCAAACUACAACUGGCAGUGCGGGCGAGCCCGUCUUCCCUCAUUGUCCAGAAUCAUCAACCUACCUGUGGAGAGGACGUUUUGGCAACUAUUUCUCCUUUUUCACGUGCCACUCCGCGUUGUUGAACUGAUUACGGGAUUCAAUCGCUACGACCGACUACGAAAUAUCCACUAUCCACGCGUGUGGUUCUACGAGCUGAUGCGGUACACAUACCUUUAUGGCGGGCUGGUCGAGCUGCUCUUCCUUUCUGGGCUGUCGAUUAUUGGAGAACGAGAGAAUAUACGAAUGCACGUCAUCUUCUUCUACGUGUUCGGCAUCUGCGGCAUCGUGUUUAUGAUAGCGAACAUCAUGUGCCACAAGCAUUCACUCUACUACCUCAAUCCAUAUGGUCCGCUCUCCUACCGGUUGAAGAUCCUCUUCUGCUCGUUGUACAUCAUUUCGGUGCCCGUGCUCAUCGGCUCGUUUGUGUUGUACUGGAAAUUCUGCAUCACGUGGGCUUAUGAUGUGUUCGCCAUCUGCGAGUACUCGGGUGUGUUCCUCAACAUCAUGUACCACGGCUGUGCAUUUUUCGAUAUUCGGCACAAGGUGACGUUCACCGUGCGACUUGUUGAAGACGCGUCAAAACACAGGGAACACCGUCCACCCCCGGAGCCCUUCGUGGUCGAUGACCACAUUGAUGAUGACACAGACAGCACCCCGUCCUACGAGAUGAUCGUCACCAAGGACCCGAAUGGCAACGAAGCACGUCGUGUGGAUAAGGGU
Mesorhabditis spiculigera is the source of this 993-nucleotide messenger RNA. Lineage: Eukaryota; Metazoa; Nematoda; Chromadorea; Rhabditida; Rhabditidae. The record is from the annotation of a GenBank genome assembly.